Messenger RNA from Fusarium venenatum, 2001 nucleotides. Its product is annotated as heterokaryon incompatibility protein-domain-containing protein. NCBI's taxonomy places the organism in Eukaryota, Fungi, Ascomycota, Sordariomycetes, Hypocreales, Nectriaceae. The record is from RefSeq and is a predicted model, not a curated record.
AUGCGUCUCAUCAAUGUCGAAACUCUGGAGUUGGAAUCCUUCGUUGGGGAUCUGGGUCGAGAAGUACCAACAUAUGCCAUCCUCUCACACGUGUGGACGAAGGAGGAAGUCUCCUAUCAACAAAUGACUGGUUUACUUCCUCUUUUAGAAGACUCCAAAGGAUAUCGAAAAAUCGUCGAGUUCUGCGCCAAAGCCAGAAAUGAGGGAUUUGAGUACGCAUGGGUGGACACUUGUUGUAUAGACAAGACAUCAAGCGCAGAACUAUCAGAGGCUAUCAAUUCUAUGUUUCUGUGGUAUCGAAAGUCAGAUGCAUGCUAUGUAUAUCUUCAAGACGUGCCGAGCACAGAGAACCCUUUGUCUCAAGGAUCCCAAUUUCGUACGAGUCGCUGGUUUACACGUGGAUGGACGCUACAAGAGUUACUCGCGCCACAUGAAGUGAUAUUCUUAGCCGACGAUUGGCGUGAGAUUGGUACAAAAGCCACGCUCAGUGCGACAAUCUCGGAGAUAACAAAGAUUGACAUCAAAACUCUGGUCGGACACACCUGGACCCACGUCAGCAUUGCCAUGAUCAUGUCAUGGGCUUCGGAACGACAGACUACGAGAUUAGAAGAUCAAGCAUAUUCUCUCCUGGGUCUUUUUGAUGUCAACAUGCCUCUAAUAUAUGGGGAAGGCCAGAAAGCGUUUUACAGACUCCAAGUUGAAAUAAUGAAGCUCUCAAACGACGAUUCAUUAUUCGCGUGGUCUACAGAGCCGCUCCAAGAAAAAGGCUACUCCACUAGGGAAGGAAUCUCGGCAAGAGGCUUUCAGUUCCUAGGCCUUCUAGCACCAUCUGUCUCCUGUUUUAGAGAUUCUUAUGACAUUGUGACGCCGAAAGACUAUCCCGACAGCCAUUCACCUUAUGAUAUGGCAAAGCAAAAUGUCAGUUUAUCAGCUGUGUUGGUCAAACUAUGUCCAUUACCAAUCGACCCCAAGAAUCUCAACUGCGGAAUAGACGACGUUGAUGUAGUCGGAACAGUCAGGUUCUCAAAAAAUGUCCACCCCGUGAAAGCCGUUGACCAUGGCCUUGUCAUCACACCAGCUAGACAAAACUCCAAAGGGUUGAAAGCAAUGUGUCUACUCGCCAUAUUACGAUGUCGGAACAAAGAUGGAUAUAUCGCGAUACCUAUCAAGAAAGUGGCUUCUGGUGCUUUCCAAAGAGUGGAAAACGGCUAUCGAUGCCGAUGGUUUAGAGUGCGCUUGAUGCCACUACGAUUGUGUCUCACGGAAGAACAUGAGAGACAGCAUCACGAAUCGGCAUACAGAUUGAGGCAGUUUGACUCUGAGAAUAGAGAAAGAGGGCCUCCAGCGGAUCCACCUGAGACAAUACUUAUUAAAGCAUAUGUCCCACUGGAAACAUCAUUUGGGGCUUCGAAAUCAUUGCCAAAGGCUGAAGGUCUCAACUCAAUAUUCAGAUUCAGAUCACUACCUAUCGAACACGCCAACUAUGUUCUCAGCAGUGACUAUCCAGUAAACUGUAUACUGCCCUUGCCUGAGUUACGAGCUCAUGCUACUGUACUUGAGAAGUUCAAUGCAAGCAUCAACUUUACCCCGACCACAUUUCUUCUGUUCAGAGAUAUUGAGCCGAGAGGUACAAUGCCGCCAUUCCUCAUCUACGUCAAAUCUCACAGAGACAACAUGCAGAGUUCUGGUAGCAUGAUAGGGUGUCUGGUAGGACCUCAAGCGGAAAGCUGGAUCAAGGCACCAGAAACUCUUCAUGAUGAUUUUAUCCAAGUCGACACCAAGCGAUCAUGCACAAGGGUACCUCUCUUGGGUGAUUUAUUUUUAGUCUUUCGAGUCCGCCGAGGAAUUGAUCAAAGUUCAAUACGUUACCUCAACGUGGGUAUAGAAAGAGGGCUGACGUGGGACACGGGAUCACAAAAUGAUCCGUCUAACAUAAAUGGCGUUAUACCAUCAGGUUCUGAAGAGUCUUUAUCACGUCGCUUCACUGACAUAUCUAUAUAA